This is a messenger RNA of Dovyalis caffra, 180 nucleotides long. The record is from the annotation of a GenBank genome assembly. NCBI's taxonomy places the organism in Eukaryota, Viridiplantae, Streptophyta, Magnoliopsida, Malpighiales, Salicaceae.
AUGGUUUGUAUUUUAGAUCCGGCUCACUUGGAGCUUAAUGAUGCUUUAAUACCAUUACAAAACAAGAACCUUAAAGAUGUCCCUACACGUAUUGAUAGGCAUAAAGAAGACAAAGCUUUGGGAAAACAAAAGGUUGCGAGAGGUGAAAGAGGUUUAGAGGAUCACGAACCCAUAUGUUAA